This is a messenger RNA of Plasmodium gonderi, 1227 nucleotides long. RefSeq lists its product as hypothetical. The transcript has a single exon. NCBI's taxonomy places the organism in Eukaryota, Apicomplexa, Aconoidasida, Haemosporida, Plasmodiidae. The record is from RefSeq and is a predicted model, not a curated record. Bases 1 to 1227 code for a protein of 408 amino acids.
AUGGAUGAACAUAGCAACAACGCAAGGAACUGUGAAGAUGUAUCGAACUCUGAGAAAUCGAUGAGUGCCACCUUUUCGUUUGACAUGCUUGACAUGAUUAUUACGAACAAUGACAAUGGUUACACAAAGCCAGGUGAUAAGAUAAAUUUCAAGAAAUAUGGAGACAAAUACAAUAUGUGUGAUACCGUAGGGAUUGAUAAUGAAAAUAGCCAAAAAGAAAAAAAGAAACAAAAUCAUAAAAAAAAUGCUACAAAUAACAUAACAGAAGUAACGAUUGAUGAGAAGAACCUCUUCGGUGUAUCAUUAGAGGAGGGAAAAAAGUCAAAAGGAAUUGAAAGUGGAAAAAGGAAAACCCCUGUCUAUGAGCAAAGUAAGAAUAGUGAUGAACAAUCAGUUGAUUCCAAAAAGAAACAACAUAAAUUGGAGAUAAAUGAAAAGGGAAAAAAAAAAAAAAAAGAAAAAAAAAAAAUCACCCAUGAUUUAAACACAGGUAUAGAAGCAGAAAACGAUUCGCAAUUCUCACUAUUAGAUGAGUUUAUUCCUGGUGAAGACAUUUAUGGUUUAACUUCUUGCAAACAGGAAGCUUUAAAUGGUGAAGACAUGAUGAAUUACUUGAGUGGUAAUAGCAACGGUAGAAGAUGUAACAGAAGUGAUGACACUUUUCAGUGGUAUGAAAAUCAACUGAAAGAGUGUAGCCUGAAGGAAGAGUUAGCCAAAAUAGAGGAAGCAGAUGAUGAAGUUCUACAUUCAAAGAGCAUCGAUUGUGCAAACUGCAAAUAUUACUUAAAAGAAUUGACAACAAGAAACUUUAUGAAUUUUUCCUACAUGGAUCAGUACAUUAACGAGGGGGAAAAUAACUUACUUUUAUUAAAAAAUAAAAAAAUUGAAGAAUUGGAAAAUGUAAACAAAUUAAUGAAACACAAAAUUAUAAAAUUAAAAAAAAGGUAUAAUUUUCUAAACAACAAAAUGGACACAUUUGUUACUAGCUUGAAUAAUUUGAAGGGUAAUCUUAAUAGAUUAAUAGAAGAAAAUAAUUCAUUAAAGGAAGAAAAUAAAAAGUUGAGUGAAGAUUUAGAACUGGAAAAACAUUUAAGGGGAAAAACCGUAAAGGAAGAUACACACACACAAAAAAAAGACGCUUUUUUUUCAUCACGUCAAAGAAAAGAUAUUUUUGAAAAGGAUUUUGAAAAUUCAAUUGACAACGAACUAUUUAAUGAGUUCUAUUAA